Molecule: messenger RNA, 4164 nt
Organism: Sander lucioperca (pikeperch)
Lineage: Eukaryota; Metazoa; Chordata; Actinopteri; Perciformes; Percidae
Gene: efna2a
Product: ephrin-A2a
Exons: 4
Coding region: 1049-1666 (205 amino acids)
Biological process (GO): osteoclast differentiation; ephrin receptor signaling pathway; axon guidance
Cellular component (GO): plasma membrane
Molecular function (GO): ephrin receptor binding
Source: RefSeq, a predicted model, not a curated record
CCGCGGCGCGGCACGGCACGGCUACAAACCCCGCCCGCGCAGAGAGAAAAGCGAGCGCGAGAUGGAGAGAAGUGGGUGGGGGUUUACUUACACCGAAUCAGGGUGCCAGUUAGUGGUGUUGCCGCCAUAGGUGGAGGUUGCAUGCGAGCGUGUUCGGAUUAAAGCUGUGAUCAUCAACGGCUCCCCGCUGCGCCGGUCAGCGUGACGCACAGAAAGUGGAGGCGCACCGUGACUGGAGUCACAUUGGAUUAGAGCCAGCGGCAGCGGAGGGAUCACCAAGUUGAGAUGCUGUAAGAGCUUGUGGUGUGUGUUUGUGUGUGAGGAGGAUGCUCCCGUCUCGCGGUUGUUUUUGUGCGAUAAGUUUGGACUGAAAAGAGCGGAGUGCGCGCGUCUAUCUGGGAUGUAUUUCUUUGAACUGCAAUAACAGAAAGAAAAAAGGUCAAGUGGACGCAGUUUGAAGCUGUGGAGAGGUUUGCGGUGUGAGAGGAGCGGAACACAGCGUGCGCCAGGCUGAAUCCCCAACACAAAUCUGGGUAAACAUAUAUGACGGCCGGUUUUGACGUUGUUUUGUGUCUGCUGAUGAACAACAAUACCGGUGAUAAAAUUACAAACCGAGUGAAUUCUGGAGUGUUAUUCAUUGUGAUUUUUUUUUUUUUUUUUUUUUUUUUUGGAGAAAGAGGGGCAUCUAAUCCAGGUGGCGCAUCUAUCUCCCCGGCUGCGCGUAAUGGGAGAAAAGUUUCGGACCUUGCAGAGGAGACGCACUCGCAGCAUCCCGCCGUCGACGCGCUUAUAAAUAACAUGUGAAUUCCUGCUGUUCCGUUCGCGCGAGACGAAGUUUGAAAGUUAAUUUCAACCAUUCAGUAUGACUUGAAGGAGCCUUUGCGUUAUCGGAACUCGCAUCAAGCCAAGUUAACGAUCCAUGAACCGCCGAACCGAUUUGUCCAAAGACGCGCAGACGGACAUUCAUGAUCUGAAGAGGAUUUCUGCAGCAGCAGCGCAGUGAAAGCCUGAACCCAGUGAGACAGAGAGAGAGAGAGAUUCCCCCUGGAUGUCUAUGAUGUUGUGCCAGAGGUGUGUGAUGGAGGUGGUGGUGCUGACCAUCCUGUCCUGGGUGUCCGUGUGGGCAGAGGAGAAGAUCAUAUUUGACAGACACGCUGUCUACUGGAACAGCUCCAACCCCAAGUUCUGGCACGGAGAGUACAGGGUGGCAGUGAACAUUAAUGACUAUCUGGACAUCUACUGUCCUUACUACGAGGGUCCUCCGUCCCAUGGGCGCAUGGAGCGCUACAUCCUGUUUAUGGUCAACCACGAGGGCUACACUUCCUGCCAGCACAGGAUGCGUGGCUUCAAGCGCUGGGAGUGCAACCGUCCCAGCGGUCCUGACGGACCCCUGCGCUUCUCAGAGAAGUUCCAGCUCUUCACUCCCUUCUCCCUGGGCUUUGAGUUCAGGCCUGGACACGAGUACUACUACAUCUCGUCUCCUCACCCAAACCAUGUGGGGCGAGCAUGUCUAAAGCUGAAGGUGUAUGUCAGACCUCCAGAUGGGUCGGGAUAUGAUUCUCCGGAGCCCUUCCUGACUGAUGGAGGUCCAAGCUGGAGGCCAGGGUCCAUGACCCUGUUAGCUGUUCUGGCCUCACUGCUCCUGGGACUCUUCUCCUGGCUGUGACCCCUCUCCCCCUCCUCCUGGAGCUCCCACCCAGGGUCGCUGGGCUGGGCUGGCUGUCCCUCUAAAUCCACCACCCCUCAGGGAAGCCCUCUGUCUCCGUCUCCGUAUCCCCCCCCUCUCGCCCCUCCCACCUCCACCUCUAUACGACCAACAACCCCCCCCCCCCCGCCCCUCCCACCUCCACCUCUAUACGACCAACACCCCCCCCCCCCCAACCCCCAACCCCACCCCCUCCCUGCCAGCCCCCUCCAUGGGCCAGCUACAGACACCGUUUCCAGCCCUGGCUGAAAGGGUUGGGUCUUGAGCUGUCUGGGAAACUGCUCUUCAUCUCUGAUCCCCAAAUUCUGGGUGGAACAGCACCUCUCAGCUGAAAAACACAAGGGAAAUGUCUCUGCACUCAUAUCAGGGGGGUCCUUUUGAUUUGUUGAUUGACUCUUGGCCACUGAUGGGGUAGAUGUAGCCGCGGCUAUGAUUAAACUUGUCGUUCCAGUGCAAUUCUUAUCAUCCAAUCAUGGCAGGAUGCAUUAAGCGAUAGGCCUGAAUGCACAAAAAUUGAAUUUUUUUCUCACAUUGCUAUCCCAUCGUCAAACCAAGAAUUGGAAGUGGCCAAGCUUGCAUUUUAAUUGGAAUUCUAUACUACCUGGACCAGUUCCAACUGCAACGAGUAGAACAGCAAAACUGUAGAGAUGGAGAGGAGAAAAGUGACCCGGCCUGUGCAGAAAAGAAAGGGAAACAGAUAAAAAUAAAUAUGGCCAUAUGGGAAAUGUAAUGUUAUAUGUGUUGAUAUUUUCAGACCCAGUGUAGAUUCACAGCAAUGUGAUAUAAAAACCAUAGUUGGAUUUUUUUUUUUUUUUUUUUAUGAGAAGCUUUAAUAUCACAUUAAAAUGACAAGUAUAAUCAUAGCCUGUUUUAGUGGGAGGGUGGGGUGUGUGCAGGGGGGUGUUCUGGGUGGGUUUGGUGAGGUGUAUAUUUUCAGGUGGAAUGUGUUCUGUCUUAUUCAUGUUUCUAAACAAAGCAUUUAUCACAGCCUGGCCAGCACAGGCGUCUUCAGCACUCUCUAAUGUCGAUUAGGUCGGGUGACUUUUGGAACCAUGACUUUCUCAUGUAUGAAUGUACCACUGGUCACCCACCUCUUUGUCUUUCUGUAUUAUUAUGACUGUGGUCACUUACAGUACCUUCUCUCGGACUGGCAGGAUGAACGGGUCGGGGAUUUGGAGGGAUGUGUGGGGCGGGCAGGAGAAGAGUGAAGUAAGGAUGAAUGGAGGACAGGUGACAAAAAGGAGGCGACACUCAAGUUGCAUGACCACUGUGAAACCUUCAGAUCAAUCUCGUUUGUAAUGAUGAUAUAUUUUUUCAUGGGGCAAAUCAGAAACACCCCGCUACCGCUCUCUUGCUCUCCCUGAGACUUUUUCCGACAUCAAAAGGAAAAUUCAGCCCUCUCCCCUCACACGAUUUCUCCUGUCUGGCUUUCAGCCGCUGAUGGAUUAGCUUGGGCCGGGAGAUAAAUGGACCCACAGGGUGAAACUGACUGGAAAUCAGCCCUCGGAGCCCAGGCCAGAUCACAAUGGACGUAAAUACUGACUGAACCUGGUCCUGGGUCUGAGGGUUAAACCAAUAAGGGAAGCGCAUAGACUGUGGCAAAUGAGGCGAGGUGUGUGUGGUAGCAGCACAAAAACACACAUGUGCAUGCACACACACACACACACACACACACACACACACACACACACACAUACACACAUACACACACACACACACACACACAGUCUUUGAUAAUGGGACGGUUCCUCUGAGAUUUUGGGAGCAUUCAUGGACAUGACUAUAAAGGGAACAGCACAAAGAGAGAGGGAGCAGAGGAGGAGGGAAAGUUGGUGUGUAUCAUGGGACUGAGACUUCUUUAAUGUUGGGAAGUGAACAUAAUGAGUAAGCACUGUGAACACACACACAGAUAAAAACACAAACAUGACGACCAGUGUACAGAUACACACACACACACACACACACACACACACACACACACACACACACAUACAGACAUGUAGAAAAGCAAAUGCAGAUCUAAACAUUUACAAAGACAUGGCAUGCACAUACACACAUGUACAAAGAUACACACAAAAAAACACAAACAAGAGGAAGCACUUCCUUCGCUGUUUCAUCUUAUUUUUGUAGCAUUUAAAAUCACUGUUAAUUACUCCUGUGUGGGAUGCAGUGAUGGGGUAUAGCCUGUGGAAGAUUAAAAAAAAAAUGUUUUCUCUUCUUCUAUUCCACUGAUGCUGUCCUUCUAUCGUUCUUCUUCUCUGGUUUGUGAUCCAUGGUUGGUAGUGGUAGGAUGCCUCCAGGUCUGAGCGUCAUGUAUGAGUUUGUCUCCUUUUCUGUUUGUGGUGUUUUUGUGGGUGCUGACCUCAGUCAUUAAAGUCAGUCAGUCAAAAGUAAACACAGAAGUCAGAGCAAGGAGAGAAACACACAAAUAAAGAUUGUCUUUUUGUCUACUUGAAAAA